AACCUACUCAACGCGCGUCUUCAUUCAAUAAACUGCAAAGUGUCCGAUACUGUGUUUAUAAAUUUUUGAAGUGUAUUUUAACAGUGGUUUAACUGAAUAUCAAGAUGUCAACAGAAAUGGAAACAAAAGCAGAAGAUGUAGAAACUUUUGCAUUCCAGGCAGAGAUUGCUCAACUUAUGUCAUUGAUUAUUAAUACCUUUUAUUCAAAUAAAGAAAUUUUUUUAAGAGAACUUAUUUCAAACUCUAGUGAUGCCCUUGAUAAGAUUCGUUAUGAAUCUUUAACUGAUCCUUCUAAGCUUGAUAAUGGCAAAGAAUUAUUUAUUAAAAUUAUUCCAAACAAGAAUGAUGGUACUUUGACUAUUAUUGAUACUGGUAUUGGUAUGACUAAAGCUGAUUUGGUAAAUAAUCUUGGUACAAUUGCAAAGUCUGGUACCAAAGCUUUUAUGGAAGCACUUCAAGCUGGUGCAGAUAUUUCCAUGAUUGGACAAUUUGGUGUAGGUUUUUAUUCUGCUUAUUUAAUAGCAGACAAAGUCACUGUUAUUUCAAAACACAAUGAUGAUGAACAAUAUUUAUGGGAAUCUAGUGCUGGUGGAUCAUUUACUGUUAGACAUGAUAAUGGAGAAACAUUAGGACGAGGAACAAAAAUUGUUUUACAUGUGAAAGAAGAUCAAACUGAAUAUUUAGAAGAGAGUAAAAUAAAAGAAAUUGUAAAAAAACAUUCUCAAUUUAUUGGUUAUCCAAUUAAAUUAGUUGUGCAGAAAGAACGUGAAAAAGAACUGAGUGAGGAUGAAGCUGAAGAAGAAGAAGAGAAAAAGGAAGAUGAUGGAAAACCAAAAAUUGAAGAUGUAGAUGAAAAUGAAGAAGCAUCAGAGGAAGAAGGAAAAAAGAAGAAAAAAAAGACUAUCAAAGAAAAAUAUACUGAAGAUGAAGAAUUAAACAAGACAAAACCUAUCUGGACUAGAAAUUCUGAUGAUAUUACACAAGAAGAAUAUGGUGAAUUUUACAAAUCAUUGACAAAUGAUUGGGAAGAUCAUUUGGCUGUUAAACAUUUUUCUGUAGAAGGUCAAUUAGAAUUCAGAGCUUUACUUUUUAUUCCAAAACGUAUGCCAUUUGAUUUAUUUGAAAAUAAGAAAAGGAAAAAUAAUAUUAAAUUAUAUGUAAGAAGAGUAUUCAUUAUGGAUAACUGUGAACAGUUAAUUCCAGAAUAUUUAAAUUUCAUAAAAGGAGUAGUUGAUAGUGAAGAUCUUCCUUUGAACAUUUCUCGUGAAAUGCUUCAACAAAAUAAAAUUUUAAAGGUUAUUCGUAAAAAUCUUGUAAAAAAAUGCAUAGAAUUGUUUGAAGAACUUACAGAAGACAAAGAUAAUUAUAAAAAAUUCUAUGAACAAUUUAGCAAAAAUAUUAAAUUAGGUAUUCAUGAGGAUAGUUCUAAUCGUAAUAAAUUGUCAGAUCUUUUGAGAUAUCACACUUCAGCUUCUGGAGAUGAAGUCUGUUCUCUUAAGGAUUAUGUAGGCAGAAUGAAAGAGAAUCAAAAACAUAUUUACUUCAUUACUGGAGAGAACAAAGACCAAGUUGCAAACAGUUCAUUUGUUGAACGUGUAAAAAAACGUGGCUUUGAAGUUGUUUAUAUGACAGAACCUAUUGAUGAAUAUGUAGUACAACAAAUGAAAGAAUUUGAUGGAAAACAAUUAGUAUCUGUAACCAAAGAAGGUUUAGAGUUUCCUGAAGAUGAAGAUGAAAAGAAGAAAAGAGAAGAAGACAAAGCCAAGUAUGAAAAUUUAUGUAAAGUAAUGAAAAAUAUUCUUGACAAUAAAGUAGAGAAAGUUGUAGUUUCAAAUCGAUUGGUCGAUUCACCUUGCUGUAUAGUUACUUCACAAUAUGGUUGGACUGCUAAUAUGGAAAGAAUUAUGAAAGCUCAAGCACUUAGAGAUACAUCUACUAUGGGAUAUAUGGCUGCAAAAAAACAUCUUGAGAUAAAUCCUGACCAUACUAUUAUUGAAACUUUACAUCAGAAAGCAGAAACAGAUAAAAAUGAUAAAGCAGUAAAAGAUUUAGUAAUUUUAUUGUUUGAAACAGCACUUUUAUCUUCUGGUUUUACUUUAGAUGAACCACAAGUUCAUGCUGCAAGAAUUUACAGAAUGAUUAAAUUGGGACUUGGUAUUGAUGAAGAAGAAUCUGUACCAGAAGAACAAACUACAGAAGAAAUUCCUCCUCUGGAAGGAGAUACAGAAGAUAAUUCACGAAUGGAAGAAGUAGAUUAAACUUAAUGUUAAUAAAUUUAAAUAUAAUGACAAUAUCGAUGUCAUUAUAAUCAUUAAAAGACUGCUGAAAUAACCACGUUUUAUGUGGUAUUAUUAUCCAUUUUCAUUUUAAUUUUCUGUAUAAUUUUAAUUUAUCAAAAACAUUUUUUGAUGCCAAAUACUUUGUAAUUAAGUUAAAUUUACAUUAAAAUAAAAUAAAAUUUAUACAAUGAAUUCA
Messenger RNA from Apis laboriosa (Himalayan honeybee), 2475 nucleotides. RefSeq names its product heat shock protein 83. The coding region runs from base 105 to 2258 and encodes 717 amino acids. The record is from RefSeq and is a predicted model, not a curated record. The transcript is spliced from 2 exons. Gene Ontology annotation, cellular component: perinuclear region of cytoplasm; plasma membrane; protein-containing complex. Gene Ontology annotation, molecular function: ATP-dependent protein folding chaperone; ATP binding; ATP hydrolysis activity. NCBI's taxonomy places the organism in Eukaryota, Metazoa, Arthropoda, Insecta, Hymenoptera, Apidae. Gene Ontology annotation, biological process: cellular response to heat; protein stabilization; protein folding.